AUUUCCUGUGCGGAAUACAAACAAACAAAAAAGUAGCGAAAUAACUUUAUGACUUGAUUUAGCAGAUCUUCUACUAGUGUUUCGCGUGACAGUUGUUGCAACAUGUCUGUAUAUUUUGUUUAAUUAAAACUGAUUCAUAUUUGCUUGGAUUUCACCUUUUAAAUGGCUACUUCAGCGGGAUUUUCAAUUGCAACUUCCCCACCAGAAGCCAUCAGCGGGACAUCAAGUCCAACUAAGUCGGGACGACCAAACACAGUUCGCAAAACACUUACAGCAGCACAGUUACUGGAACAAAUCAAACAGCUAGAGACAGAAGGAAAUAAACUAAGAUCUGAAGCUGCUGGACCAGGAUCAUCAACAUUUAGUACACUUUCAGAUCUAAAUUUGUCCAACAAUAAUGACAAAGUUGAGCUACCAAAAUUUACAUCCACCUCCCCAUCCUACCUGUCAGCACUUGUAGACUACUCGGCAGAACAGAAGACUAUAUCUGACCUCAGAUUACAGUUGGAAAAACAACGUAAAGAGACUGAACGAUUAAACACGCAAUUGGUUGGUGAUGGGUUCUCUAGCAACACAUCUCGAGUUGGCACAGUCUUUCACUUGCCCAGCAGUCCUUCAAAAACUGGGUUCUCAACCUUACCCUCAACAGAGCUGUUCAGCUCCAGGCGGCCAGCCAGUGUAACCGGGGUCUCGGGGGCCAUGGAGAUCACUCCUCCGUCACAUCUGGAGAAAGCAUUAAAAGAUUCUCAAGAGCAGGUUGCAGAUAUCCGUCGUAGACUUGUUGAGGCUAAUGAACAGAGUGAGUCUCAGAAACGUCAGUUCAGACUUACAGUAGAAGAACUUAAAGCAAAACUUCAUGAUACAAUGGUGAACAGAGAUUCUCUUCUGGAACUAAGACAGAAAGAAGCAGUUACUUUAGAGAGCAAAGUUUCAGAACAAAAUGCUACCAUUAGAGACCUACAGCAUAAACUACAAGCCCAGGAGCAGACAUUAGCAGAAACAAGUAAAAAGGCUGAUGGAAUAUCUAGGGAGAAUUUUGUCUCAGAGACGACCUUGAACCAGGUUCGUAUAAUCUUAGUGGAUGCAGAGAGACGUAGAGGCAAGCCAUACUUUGAGUCAGACCCAGCGUCCAGUCAGAGUCCUUCCAUGCUGGUACAUACACUGGAAAGAUGUAUCCAAGAGUUGCUCAAAGAUAUUGAGAUCAAGAAAUGUAAACUUAAUGAGCUAGAGCGUGAAGUAUCUGAUGUGAAGUCCAGUCAGUCCAGUGACCAGCAGAGUAUAUCACAGGAAUACCAACAAAACGAAGAUGAGACAGUGACAUUGUGCAAGCGGAUAACUCAGAUGACAGUGGAUCAUGAACGUCAGAUGCAGUUGGUAAAUGAACGAGCUAACAAUGCCAGGAAACAGUCAGCCACUCUUGAGUCACAGCUCUCGGUCAUACAAGGUCAACACGAACAACAACUGAAGCUGAGAGAGGAGAAUGUGAAAGAUCUCGAGAAUAAAAUCAAACAUCUGAGAGAGGAGUUACACGAGGAGAGGGAUAAGUAUAGUUCUAAGAGGGAAUCUUUGGAACAGACAUUGAAUGGUACAGAGAAGGAAAUGGCUAAGUUGAGAAGUGAGAGAGAUGAGGCAAUCAGAAACCAUUCCAACAUGGAAUCCAAAGUUGCUGAUUUACAGUUGACCAUCAACAGACUGAACCGUGACCUGGAGACAGAGAAGGAGACUUCAGGGAAAUACUGGGAGCGAGAAGGUCAGCUGAGGUCAAAACAGUCGCAACUUGAAACCCGGCUUGAGGAAAAAACAAGAGAUGUUGAUAGACUAGAGAAAAUGCUAGCAUCUGUAAAACAGGAGUGUAAUGCUACUGUUAGUGAAAAGGUAUCGAUGAUAGAGAGGCAGGAAAGAGAGAGGCAUAUGGAGAAAAUCAGUAGUCUUACAGCGCAGCUGAGUGAAGUGAGUGAGAAAUGUAACAAAAUAUCACUUGAACUUGACAAUAAAAAAGCAGAAAACCAGGAACUUAAACAUCAGUCGAGGGAAUACAGUGAUAAAGCUGAUACUACAAAAGUACAGUUUGAAGCGGCAGUUGCCGAGAGAAAACAUUUGACUGAUAUGUUGACAGCAAAAUCAUCUGACUUUGAUAGGGUCUCUCAAGAGAGAGAUUAUUAUUUCAGUAUUAUGGAACAGAAAAAUAAUGAAUUGUCUCAGCUAAAAGCAGAAAGAGAAAGAUUAACUAUCCAUUUAGAAGAAAAAGAGAAAAAUCUGACAGUACUGCAGGAGCAGGCAAAUGAGCUAAAGCACAUGUUAGAAUCUGUGUCAAGAACUAGUGAGAGUUUACGCGAGGAGAGAGAUACUCUUAUACAACAGUUACAGGAGACAACAGCAGCCCUGGAGGAACUGAAGACAACAAGGGACACUAUGGCAAAGAAAAUGAAGAUCAGAGAGAAGAGGGUGAAGGAAUUAGAGUCAGAGAAACAAAAAAAUACUCAAGAGAUAGAACUAAGGAACCAGGAGUUAAGCAUUAUACAGCAAGAGAAAGAAACUCUCUUCAAGGAAUUGAAGGAAAGCAGGUAUGAGGUAGUAAGUCUAUCAGAGGAGAGAGACGCCCUGAAGAAAGAUCUGGAGGGACAAAAAUAUCAGUUAGAAAAAACAAUAAGUAAAUUACAGUACAGAUUGAAAGCUGCAGAGCAAGAUCUUGGAUUAGCACAGAAAGCUUUACGUAAACGAGAGUCUGUGGACAACAGUGCAGUGAAAACAGCGGAUAAACUACAGAAGGAAGUGACAGCUAAACGUAGUCUUGUGGAUACAAUGCAGUCAAAGAUCCGCUGGUACCAAGACCAAAUAGAUACUCUCCUAAAGGAGAAGGGCAACUUAGAGAAUGACAAAGACAAGUUGAAGACCAGUCUAAACAAGGCUUUAGUACAGAACCAACAAUUACAAGUUGAUGUUGAAACAGGAAAUAGUCGAACAAUAGAACUAAAAAAUCAUGUGAACAAGCUAGAAUCUUCACUAGAAAAGUUAAUUAGGGAACAGAAAAAGGAUUAUGUUGCAUUAGAGAGAGUUUUGAAGAAAGUAGGAAAAGACAAGGCAGCCUUACGUAAUGCCACAACCCAGGCACAGGUGGAAAUGUUUGAACAGGAAAUGACAAGAAUGAAACUGGCACAUAAACUGGAAGUUAAGGAAGCAGUUCAGAAGGCUUCAAGCCAACAUGUGGACAAGGCAGAUUCUAAGCAAAGAACCAGUCAACCUCAGUUGCAAGAUGCUGAACUAGUCCAGUCACUAGGAUAUUCUCAGCUUAGACAGGGAACCAGUCAGCCUCAUUCCCAAGACACUGGUACAGUUCAGCCCCAGGGAUAUUGCCAGAUGAGACCAGAAUUUACAGCACAGCAUGACAGACUUCAGGCUCAGAAGUCAAGUGAAAACUACAAAGAAAUUGGAUCUGAAUUGAAACUUCUUCUGAGUGAGAUGAGAAAUAUGAUCACAGAUAGACAAGACACUAAGCAAGGUCGGCCAGCACCCACCAGGAGGCAAAGAGACAUCAGAAGUAAAGAUAGCAAGCAUGGAACUAAAUCUAGACCAAAGCCGAAGACAGUUGAAAUGUUUCCUGUCGAGAAGAAGGCAUUUACACAUUAUAGAGUUCCGCCAGCCCCAUCAGACAUUAGUUACUAUAGUGAUGCUGAAGUUGAUGAUAGAAUACACAACAGGUCAAGGUCACAAACUGGUACAUAUGCACUUUACUCUCCAGAACAGAAAGAAGACCAAGCUCGUAGAUCUGGCAGCCGGCAUCGUAGAAGUAGGUCAGCGGAAGCUUCCAUCAUGUUAUCUAGAGAUUUGAGCACGUGGACAGAGAGUGAUUAUAGAACCUCAGAUUGUUCUCCGCCGCUACCCGAGUCAGAUAUAACAGAUACUAACACUUCUAGAGCAGUGACAUCUGAUGUAGAGUCUUCCUCCUUUUCUCAAGAACUUUCAGAUUCUGACUUAAUUACCUCCCUUUCUGUGGGCUCUCCUGUCAUGGAGAGUACUAAAGAAGAUCCUUCUCCAUGCAGUAAAGCCAUACCAGACACACAAGCACUUUGCAAGCGUCUAGAGGAGAAGAUCAUAAGUCUUACACGGAUGGGAGAUAAUCUACAGAAAGAAAAUAAAGAGAUGGCUGAUUUAAUGAAGACACAAGGCAGAAAAUUAAAGAAGGUGAAGGAAAAUGAGAAAAAAAUUCGUAAAACCCCCAGAUGAUAGUAGUCCUGUCUUAGACUUUCAGUUGCUGUAAUCAAAAUAUAUCAGUUGUUUGAUUAAUGAGAAAUAUGUCAGGUGUUUACCAGUGAGAAAUGUGCAUUUACUUCUCUCUAAUAAUGAGAACAGCAUUCUAUACAUUGGUAGUUUUACUGUUUAAGGAAAAGUUGUUGGAGAUAAGCAAAAUAUUUGCAUUUAGUGAUACAUGUGACACUUGCCUAUAAUAGAAUCAGGUUUCAAGGAUUGUAGGGGAAUCACUUCACUUGUGUUGUAUUGUAAUCAGCUCUUAUUGUAUGUCUGUAAUUUACAUGUGUGCAUGUGAACAUAUAUGUUCUUUGUAAUAUGCGGAUCAUGUUAAUUAAUAUUUUCCUACCUCUUUUGUAGUGUUUAGUUUAUAAUAUAGAGAUUAAUGUAUUGUGAAUGGCUGUUCAAAUUACCAGUUGAAUUAAGCAAUUUUCUGGAUCUUUUAUUUAAUAACUUGGAAAAUUCCUGUAAAGUAUACAUCAAGCUCUAGUGAAUGGAAAAAUUGCUACCUUUAAAUCCCUGGAUGCUUCUUUAAAUUUACAAGAGAAUAUUAGUAAAUACAUACAAAGCAGAAUUAUCAUAGAGUAUUAAUGUAAGUACCACAUUUCUUUUUUUAAGUACAAAGCUUCAGUACCUUGUGGGCAUGCAUUAUCAGAUAAUAUUGAUUUUUGUUAUAUGCUACUGUUUGACCUUCUUUAAUUGAUGAAAUUCAAUACAGAUACCAAAAGAUGAUGAGAUAUUAAUUUCUGUUGUUAACUGUUUUUUCGAGGUUCAGUUAAGUCCUCAACAUUCAUUUGUUUUUCUUUACCAUAAAUAUUAUCAAAGGUCACGAGAUAUUAAUUUCUGUUGUUAACUGUUGAUGCUCAGUUUAUUUCCCACAUUGUUUAUUUUUCUAUAAAAGCCAUCUCUGUAAACCUUUCAUUUGACAGUAUUUCCGCAAACUUUAAAUUUAGUGUUCUUGCAUUUAGCUUAACUGUAAUAUGAGCUGUUACAGCCAUCCUCAAGCCUGUGAACCUAAACUUGAUGACAUAGUAAAAAGUUCUGUGGCAUGUCCUUUGCAUUCCCUGACAAGAAAGUCACUUGAAUGGGAAAUAGAACACACAGUACAUCAUUUGAAAAUUUCAGUGUAUAUAUUCUGACCAGAUUUUGCUUAAAUACGCAUCAUUGGCAUAAGUUUUAUUUAACAGAAUAAGUUUUAUUUGACAGUAUUUUCUUAUAUGUGGACUGUUAAGUAUAUUUUGUAUCUUUGAACAGCAUUCACUUCUUUAGACUGUGAUACCUUUUGUAAUAUAAAAGUUUUUUAUGUGACAUAUUUAUACCAGGAAAUAGUGCAUAUAAACGUCAAUGUGAUUUUGUAUGUAUACUUGAACAAAUUGCGAUAUUAGUAAUAUUUAUGUACUAAAUUAAAAAUGUACACAGUA
This is a messenger RNA of Mercenaria mercenaria, 5666 nucleotides long. RefSeq names its product trichohyalin-like. The record is from RefSeq and is a predicted model, not a curated record. The transcript has 28 exons. The coding region runs from base 163 to 4224 and encodes 1353 amino acids. Lineage: Eukaryota; Metazoa; Mollusca; Bivalvia; Venerida; Veneridae.